AUUGUUUAAUUGUUGCCUUGUUUAUUCCUCCAAAGUUGAAUGGGGUUAGUAGCCUCUUAGUUAUUAGCACGUUAGUUUGGUUGUAAAAUGUGCAAUUUUCAACCUUGUAUGAUUGUAAAACACGUUUGCUUUAGAUAGGUGUUGAUUCAACUUUAUGCAGUUUGUGUUGCUCGUCAAAUUGAAGCUUCUCUCUAAAACAGUUUCAUGAAAAAAUCAAUACCAUAAACUGCUAAAGUGUAUGAGAGUAAACUUGCACAAAACCACAAUGUUAGGCUGUAAAUCUCACCUACUUUAUUUCCAGCGUUUCCACCAAUUCACGUUUUUUGUUCCGACCACUGAUGGCAAAUAACAUUACAAACCUAUUUUACUUUCUUAAGAAAAUGUAUGUACUGCAACUGACAUAAUGAUUGGGAUGCAGUGAACACGCGUUCGAGGCGCUUCCAAUACAGCUAACCAAAUGCUGCUGCCGUACAAAUGUUCUCAUCUGCUCUCUGUUUCCAGACUAGCAGCAUCAGUUGAAGGCACGGGGCUUUAUAAUACGAGCUGACGUUAACAAGACACAUCCUAUGUCAAACGCAGGACAACAGUAGUUCAGUUGUCACGAUAUGCACAAUCACGGCUCGCACUGCAAUAGAUAUUACAGAAGUACCAGUACAUCAGACAGAUUUGAUCCUUCUGCAAUAUUCAGUGGUUAAUGUUUUCAAUGAGUCAUUGAGGCAAGUCAGUGCUCAGAUCAGGAACAGUGUACUGGUCUGAUGAUCUAACUUGUAUUAUUAUUAUUGUCCUAUUUAGGCUGAUUGUUAGGCUGAAUGUUUAAGAUCAUUUCAAUUUUACUGUUUUACUUGAACACCGGGUAGUACAUAUCAAACCACCAACAAGAAAACAGGUUAUGAGUCCUGAAACUAUACACACACGGAUGAAUAUGUAGUCAGUAUUUACAGACUAAUGGCUUUAUUGUGAAGUUAUGGUGAGUUUAGUCAGUUAUCCUGUUCUAGUGCCUCAGUUUAAGUCUCCCUUAUUCCAUUUCACUCAUUGGUAAUUGAUCAUUUAAAGUCAGCUCACCCCAGAUUUCCUCACAGACAUAAAAAACAACUUGCAAAUACAAUCAGAGCUACAUAAUUGGGGCAGAUGUUUUUUCCUGUGUCUGUAAACAGGAAGGACGCACAGAGGAGGUUUUCUGCACGGGGCUUUUGGUUGACUUCAAAACAGAGUAACGCUUUGCGAAAGCUAGCCCUUUAAAUCAGAGCAUUCAUUCCAAGGUGGAGAAAAAGGGAGCGCUUGCUUUUCAGAUUCUGACACACCUAUCUGCUUUGGGAGGAGUAAAAGAGGCUGUUUAAAUCCAUUUAACUUAAUACGGACUCUUAAGAUUAGUAAUAAGAGGAAGCGAUAACUGCAACGCUGCGAGAUGCACUGCUAUGGGGACUUGGUCAGCUAUCUCAGCUGUGGGAUGAUCCUGAUUGGACUCGGACAAUUGGUCCAUCACAAGAAGAUGCAGACCUCCUACGGGCGCCACAUGGGACUCCCUCCUCCGGCUAGGACGGUCCCAGCCAGGCUGGCUUGGUUCCUCCAGGAGAUGCCAGCUCUCCUGAUCCCCCUGCUUUUAACGCUCACCAGGCACAAACCCUCCAGUACGGGGAAGUACCUGCUGCUGGGGACCUUUUGCCUGCACUACUUUCAAAGGACAUUUGUCUAUUCACUACUGACCAGAGGAAAACCUUUCCCACUGAGUGUGAUGCUGCCAGCAGGCUUCUUCUGCUCUCUGAACGGUUUACUGCAGGGACACUAUCUGCUGCACUGUGCCCAGCUUGAUAAUGAAUGGUCAGCUGACUAUCGCUAUAAAUCUGGUUUACUGCUGUUUUACAUUGGAAUGGCCGUCAACGUACACAGUGACUAUAUUCUACGCAACCUGAGGAAACCAGGGGACGUAGUUUACAAGAUACCUACAGGAGGUCUGUUUGAAUAUGUGUCUGGUGCCAACUACUUAGGAGAGAUAGUGGAGUGGUUUGGCUAUGCUGUAGCCACCUGGUCCCUUCCAGCACUCUCAUUCGCUGUGUUUAGCCUGUGUUUUAUUGGACCCAGAGCCUACCACCAUCACAGGUUUUACCAAGAGAAAUUCAAAGACUAUCCCAAGUUACGAAGGGCUUUGAUCCCAUUCGUCUUCUGAGAGACAAAGAACCUGCCUGUCAUCUUGUAAGUGCAUACAAUACAUCGAACCAGCAUCAAGCACAGUGUGAGAGUCUGUUUCCUGUUCCAAUUGUAUUUGUAAACAGAAAUUAUGCCCAUUUUACUGCAACAAAUAUCUGUUUUGGUUUCACUUGCAGUCAUUAUCCAAAAAACCAUAAUCUACAGAUUAAUUGUUCAAGUCUUUCUAUUAAAACUGCUACGGAAGAAGCUUCCAAAAAGACUUUGAUGCAAUCACUUGGUGUCCGUAUGAAUAUAUUCUGUGAAAAGAUAUACAAGUUUAUUUUUAUGCAGAUACAAAAUGUACAAACUGCAAAAAAACUUCAAAUCUCAUCACUCUAAAUGUAACUUGGCCCCGAUUUCAAUUUGUCUGAAUGUUAACAUAUUAAAACAUUGUGAUCGAGGAGACAUUUGUGAAACAUAAUUGUUGGAGGUUGGUCUUUGUAUUUUCAUAGUUGUGAUUAUUUUACUAAAUCAGCAGGUUUAGAAUGGUAAUACUUUGAUGUAACACAAUGUAAUGUAAAAAAGGGUGGAUAUUUCUUUGGGUACUAUUUUUUUAAUUUAACCUUUAUUUAACCAGGUGAGUC
Molecule: messenger RNA, 2768 nt
Organism: Anarrhichthys ocellatus (wolf-eel)
Lineage: Eukaryota; Metazoa; Chordata; Actinopteri; Perciformes; Anarhichadidae
Product: 3-oxo-5-alpha-steroid 4-dehydrogenase 2
Exons: 5
Coding region: 1406-2164 (252 amino acids)
Biological process (GO): steroid biosynthetic process
Cellular component (GO): membrane
Molecular function (GO): 3-oxo-5-alpha-steroid 4-dehydrogenase activity
Source: RefSeq, a predicted model, not a curated record